Molecule: messenger RNA, 1164 nt
Organism: Eufriesea mexicana
Lineage: Eukaryota; Metazoa; Arthropoda; Insecta; Hymenoptera; Apidae
Gene: Vps20
Product: vacuolar protein sorting 20
Exons: 4
Coding region: 118-747 (209 amino acids)
Biological process (GO): vesicle budding from membrane; late endosome to vacuole transport via multivesicular body sorting pathway
Cellular component (GO): ESCRT III complex; multivesicular body
Source: RefSeq, a predicted model, not a curated record
UUAGCCAUCGUGUAUUGGUUAUCAGUGCUUCGGAUAAGUUGUCAAACGUGAAAUGAAUUUCCUAUCGAAUAUUGUAUGACAGUUUAAGUAAUAAAGUUGUCCAUUGUUUAGAACAAAAUGGGUAUCUUCUUCGCAAAGAAAAAGCCACCGAGUCGUGUCACCGAACAGGACAAAGCUGUUCUACAAUUAAAACAAACUAGGGAUAAAAUCAAGCAAUAUCAACGAAGAAUCGAGAAAAAUCUCGAGAAAGAACGUUUAUUGGCAAAGAAACUUCUAGAAAAGAAACAAAAAGAACGAGCUUUACUUCUUUUACGAAAAAAGAAGUUCCAAGAACAAAUAUUAUCAAAGACUGAUGGACAACUAGAGAACCUUGAACGUAUGGUGCACGAUAUAGAAUUUGCUCAAAUAGAUUUAAAGGUUGUCGAAGGCCUAAAAGUGGGCAAUGCUGCAUUAAAGAAACUAAAUGAUUUGUUAUCCAUUGAUGAAAUUGAAAAAGUUAUGGAUGAGACCAGAGAGGGCAUUGAAAAAGUAAACGAAAUCAAUGAAAUUUUAUCAGGAGAACUUACGCAAGAAGAUGAGAAUGAAGUCGAAGCAGAGCUUGAUGCUUUGUUAGCGACAGAAAUUGAAGAAAAAGUACCAGAAGUACCAAUGGAUAUAACAUUGCCAGAAGUACCAGAAGAAUUACCAGAAAAGAAAAAGGAACGUACAAAAGAAAAGCAACAAGAAGCUGUUGCUUUGGAAGCAUAAAAGGGUGAUACGUAUAACGUACACUAGCAUGGAGAUUUUUAUCCUAUUGGCACUUGGCGCUGGGGUCUCUGUAUAUAUGUACAGGACAUUGUAUGAAAGACUCGGUGUGCAUACUUUUUGUUUGGGAAGUGUAAUUAGAAGAAUGGAACUUACGAUUUAUUAACGCGGUGUUUUUUAAGUACUAAAGACUGUUCUUAUUAUUCUUAUAAAGUGCGUAUAGAUGAUUUGAAUACCGUAAGCGAAGGUUACAAUGCAGUGGAUACGUGAUCUAGGCAAAUGUACAUUGCUCUUUCAUAAUAAUACAGAUCAUAUCUGUUUUACAAUGAUAACUAUAUUUGUACUGCCUUAUAUGUACAAAUACCUUUUUACCUUAUUAUUGGCCUCUCUUAUAUAUAGUUAUACAAAAAGUUCAAAUGA